Molecule: messenger RNA, 614 nt
Organism: Octodon degus (degu)
Lineage: Eukaryota; Metazoa; Chordata; Mammalia; Rodentia; Octodontidae
Gene: Cdrt4
Product: CMT1A duplicated region transcript 4
Exons: 2
Coding region: 69-614 (181 amino acids)
Source: RefSeq, a predicted model, not a curated record
UAAAAGAGGACCAAGGGGGACAUGAGGUUGAGGGCUCUGGGGACAACUGAAGAAUAGAGGUAAACACCAUGCAGCAGAGCAAGCUUGAUAGCCAAAGACGGGUGAGGAGUCACAGAAAUCUCACAGGAAUCACAGAAAACAUUGGACUGCCCCUAAACCUGCUUGAGAAACACAACCCUUGGCCAGCUUAUGUGACGUAUACCUCCCCAGUGGUGCAAAGACUUAUCGAGAAAAGCAAAAUGAAGGAACUGCAAAGCACGCGUGCUUUUGAGCAAAUCCAACAGGCACUGAGGCUGAACAAGUCUUCCAGCACUACUCAGCUACAAUGGAGAAUGUCAUCCAAGUCCUCUGGUGAAGAAUUGAAGGACGUCCUGUCAGAUACUAUGUUGUCUGUGUGGGGCCCUAAUUCUGUAUCAGUCUUGAGUCCCAUGAUUGCCCCAGAACCCAUGCACAUACAAACAGCUUCCAGAGAAAGUCCCACCGAAAACUAUAACAAGAUCGUUUUCUCACGAAAACCCAUGAUGAGGGUGCUUCCUACAGCCCAGCUUACUACAGCCCAGCAAGGAGAAGAAGCAUGCAAAUGUCAAACAAUGAAUCCCUGCAACCAACCCUGA